AAGAAGAAAUGAAAAGAGAAAGACAAGGCAAAGGGGAAAGACAAAACAACGGGCAAAGACAAAACAACGGAGAAAGAGAAAACAGCGAGAAAAGACAAGGCAAAGGGGAAAGACAAAACAACGGAGAAAGACAAGACAACGGGGAAAGAGAAAACAAAAAAGAACAAAGCAAGAAAAUGGUGAAUAAAAAAAAACAAGAAAAGAAAUUAGAAAAAAAAGAAACAAAAGGGAAACGAAAAAAAACAAAAUGA
This is a messenger RNA of Racocetra fulgida, 251 nucleotides long. The record is from the annotation of a GenBank genome assembly. NCBI's taxonomy places the organism in Eukaryota, Fungi, Glomeromycota, Glomeromycetes, Diversisporales, Gigasporaceae.